GCUCCGCAGUAGCAGGGACCUAGUCAGACGGCGCAGGAGCCAAAGUAGAGUCAGACGUGGCGACAGAGGAGCCUAACGCACCCGAUACAUCAAGUGGUGCACAAAGAACUGAGGACUGAGAACAAAAAAAAAAAAAACAUAUAGAUUAGAUAUUACUAUAAAGGAAGAAAGAAAGAAAAAAAGAGAAGUGCAGUGUGUGGGACUGUUCUGUUCUGGGACAGAGAGAAAGAAAGAAGCAAGAAGGAACAAUAAGACGUGUUUUCCAGAAGGACCCUUGGAAUUCUGCACUUUUACACACACCAUCUCUCUCUCUCUCCUUCUCACAUACACUGUCCUGCAGCAGGAGAUAGCUAUCUCUAUUCCUCCCUGCAGCUCUGAGAGUGAGAGAGUGUGUGAGUGAGAGAGCCUGCCGUUCCCCUGGAGUCUACGGGACCAUGGCACCUGUCAGAGACGCAGCAGCGCUCGGCUGAAGACGCACACAUAGGCUCACUCAAACACACACACUCUGAGAGAUUAGCAGUACAAAGAGAGAGAAAAAAUGAACGGCUGGUGAAGGAAGGACUGUUUCUAGCUGCUAUAAUUUCUACGAUCACAUUGUCCGAUCUGGAACAUUCAGGAACCCUAUCACGGAAACCACUACCAAAGCAACGGACCAACCACUCUCCUGUGCAUCCACCACCUUGAAGCCCAUCUCUAAUCACCUUUGAGCACAUCUGAAGAUGAUGACUAUGAAAGUUGUGGUAAUGACUGUGAUGCUCGGCCUGAUUGCUGUCAGCUCAUCGUCCAGUGGAUCAUCUGUGUCUUCUACCUCUUCUUCUUCUUCACCAAGGAUGAAGCUUACUUACAAAGAGCUCCAGCAGUUUAAUGGAGUAAAGCGGUAUGAGUUGGACCGAUCGUGCUGUUUCGGAUCACUCCUACUGGACGAAGAAAGGGGCCGGCUCUUUGUAGGAGCACAAAACUACCUGUUGUCACUCAGCCUGGACAACAUUGCUAAGCAAGAACAAAAGAUUUACUGGCCAGCACCUGUGGAGUGGAGGGAAGAGUGCAACUGGGCAGGAAAGGAUAUCAAUAGGGACUGCGUUAAUUAUGUGAAGGUUUUACAUCACUUUAAUCGAACUCAUCUGUAUGCCUGUGGGACAGGAGCCUUCCACCCGACCUGUGCUUACGUGGAGGUUGGACAGAAAGUGGAGGAUCAUGUGUUUCGAUUUGAUCAAUCUCUCGUUGAAGAUGGCAAAGGGAAAAGCCCAUAUGACCCACGGCACGCUGCAGCCUCUGUUCUGGUUGGUGAUGAGCUGUAUUCAGGCGUGGCCACUGACCUGAUGGGAAGGGAUUUCACAAUUUUCCGGAGCCUGGGACAGAAACCCUCCAUACGGACCGAACAACAUGACUCUCGCUGGCUCAACGAGCCCAAGUUCAUAGGUGCUUUUGCUGUGCCGGAGAGCGAGAACCCUGAUGAUGAUAAAGUCUUCUUCUUCUUCCGAGAAACUGCAGUCGAAGCUCAAGGCUUUGGCAAGGUCACCUAUGCUCGGAUUGGCCAGCUGUGCCGGAAUGACAUGGGAGGGCAGCGUAGUUUAGUGAAUAAGUGGACGACAUUCCUGAAGACUCGACUUGUCUGCUCUGUACCAGGCAACGAUGGCAGUGAAACACACUUUGAUGAGCUCAGGGAUGUGUUCCUGCUGCAGACACGAGACAGGAAGAAUCCUCUGGUCUACACAGUCUUCUCUACUUCCAGUAGUGUAUUCCGUGGAUCGGCUGUCUGCCUGUACACUAUGAACGACAUCCGCAGGGCGUUUUUGGGGCCAUUUGCCCAUAAAGAGGGACCCAAUUACCAGUGGGUGCCUUUUCAAGGCAAAGUCCCUUACCCUCGACCAGGCAUGUGUCCCAGUAAGACGUUUGGAAGUUUCGAGUCCACUAAAGGCUUCCCAGAUAACGUGAUCCAGUUCGCACGUCAUCACCCGUUGAUGUAUAACCCAGUGACGCCGCUCGGUGGCCGUCCACUCUUCCUGCGCACGGGGAUGCCAUACAGCUUCACACAGAUCGCUGUGGAUCGAGUUAAUGCUGCGGAUGGCCACUACGACGUCAUGUUCAUUGGAACAGAUGUCGGCACUGUUCUGAAGGUGAUCUCUGUGCCCAAAGGAAGCUGGAGCAACACAGAGCUGCUGCUGGAGGAGCUGCAAGUCUUCAAGGACUCUUCAUCCAUCAUCAAUAUGCAGAUCUCCUCCAAACGACAACAGUUGUAUGUAGGCUCUGAUAAAGGUGUGGCGCAGGUACCAUUGCAUCGCUGCAGCAUGUAUGGUAAAGUGUGUGCUGAGUGCUGCCUGGCCCGUGACCCCUACUGUGCUUGGGAUGGACACACAUGCACACGCUACCUGCCUAACACCAAACGGCGCUUCCGUCGCCAGGACGUGAGGAAUGGUGAUCCUAACACGCUCUGUUCAGGAGACCACCAGAAGCAGCGGGUUCUGGAGAAAAAGCUGUAUGCAGUGGAGGGCAGUAGCUCUUUCUUGGAGUGCAUCCCCAAAUCACUACAGGCUCAGGUCACUUGGACCUCUCAGAGACACCCCAGCAAUGCUCGAGAAGAGGUCCGUCUGGAUGAUCGGGUGCUUCAGACAAAUCGCGGCUUGUUGCUGCGGCGAGUGUUGCGCAGAGAUGGCGGUGUAUACCAGUGUCAUGCGAUGGAGCAUGGAUUCACCCAAACGCUGCUCAGCAUCAUGCUGGAGGUCGUCCCCAUUACAGGCCCAGCCCAAAGCCAUGGACACAGCCCCGCCCAGAGCCAAGCACAGUCCACCAAUCAGAAGCUGUGGUACAGAGACUUCAUGCAGUUGGUUGAUCACCCCAACCUGAGCACCGUUGACCAGAUCUGCGAGCAGGUUUGGUCACGCAAGCACAGCCAAUCAGACAAAGCCAUGGCAGAUGCAGCGAACGAGUCUCCGCCUAUUGAUCCUCUGCACUCCACCCACAAAAAGUGGAAGCAUCUGAAGGAGGUGAGAAAGGGGAGGAACCGCAGAACACACGACGGAAAACCUGCACCUCGAGCGCCUCGGAGUGCAGGAGAGUAACAAGGGACGGAGGAGAGAGAGACAGAGAAAGAAAGAGAGAUCACUGGAGUUGGACAAAAUCACACCAUUACACUUAGUGACUAUUUAUCAAAUAACACAAACAAGCUAUACAUUAGAAAUUCACAACAUUCUUCCCAUACUGUACAAUUAACCACACGCCAUUGCUUUACUGCACUGCUGCCCCAUCAUACUGUACCCCCACCUGGGGAGCAUUCUAUUAUCCCUAUACUCCCAAAUACAAUUCUUACUGCCCUUUAUACACCUCUCCAAAUCAGUCUACCACCCUUUACACACUCUACUGCCCUGUUACAUUACUUUACUGCCCCUACACAGUAGUGCUGUCAGAGGUAAUUUCAUUUUGAUUUCUAAGCCCCAUACUCCACACUUUUUAAAACCUUUUGGCUAAAGUAUUCUUUGUAGCUGGGAAAAAAAGCAUACAGUAUGUAUCAAUUUUAUUCUAAUUACAUAUAAAGAAUGCAAGAGGAUGCACCUGUAGAUUCCCUCACUGCUAUCCCUGCACACUCUAUACACUCCCUCCAUACACUCCCGUCAUACCCUCACUGCUAUCCCUGCACACUCUAUACACUCCCUUCAUACCCUCACUGCUAUCUCUGCACACUCUAUACACUCCCUUCAUACCCUCACUGCUAUCCCUGCACACUCUAUACACUCCCUUCAUUCCCUCACUGCUAUCCCUGCACACUCCAUACACUCCCGUCAUACCCUCACUGCUAUCCCUGCACACUCUAUACACUACCUUCAUUCCCUCACUGCUAUCCCUGCACACUCUAUACACUCCGUUUAUACCCUCACUGCUAUCCCUGCACACUCUAUACACUCCCUUCAUACCCUCACUGCUAUCCCUGCACACUCUAUACACUACCUUCAUACCCUCACUGCUAUCCCUGCACACUCUAUACACUCUCUUCAUACCCUCACUGCUAUCCCUGCACACUCUAUACACUACCUUCAUACCCUCACUGCUAUCCUUGCACACUCUAUACACUCCGUUUAUACCCUCACUGCUAUCCCUGCACACUCUAUACACUCCCUUCAUACCCUCGCUGCUAUCCCUGCACACUCUUUACACCCCUUCAUACGUCACCGCUAUCCUUACACACUCUGCUGCUCCUGUACACUCCCCUCAUACCCUCACUGCAAUCCCUGUACACUCAGCCAUGAAGUCAACUACAUGAAUAUACACUCUAUAAACACUCCAAUUUACCCAAGCACAAAUUACAUACAGACACACACACAGACACACACAAACAUAAAAUGAUGCAAUAAUUAUUCGUACAGACAAAGAUGAUCUCAAAAAGUGCAGACAAGGAUGAUGUCAUUCUGAACAAAUCUGUCUCAUCGUGAUAACGAUUCCAAAUGGAGGAAUAAUCAAAACCACGGACAAAGCAUUACACACAUUCAAUACCUACACAAACUGUACAGCGGUGCAAUUGCAUGCAUUGUCUUGGAACAGCACACACACUUAAACACAUGAUCUGCUUCUAGAAAAAAAACUUGUAUAUUUGCCAUGUGUUUGUGUGUUUGUGCUUCGUGCUGUUUGUGUUCUAUAGAUUAGAAUUUUCUCUAUAUCCUCUAAUGUUCUCUGUACAACCAAAACCACUACUUCCCUGAGCACCACUAGCUGCCUGUUACCAUAGAAACCUUUAAAGCUGCUCUCUGGUGUUAACCAUCAGCAGGGAAUGGAGAGAAAGGAACUCAAAACUGUGAACUUACCCACAAAAUAUCAUCAACAGCAAAUUUUGGAAGAGAUCCUUUGAGGGUGUGGUCUGGCUGCUCACUGGCGCCACCUUUUGUAAGGAAACACUUUGAGCUGCUUUAAUGGAGGUUUUUGCUUCCACUUUAUCCAAAGCACAUUUUGUGAGAUCAAAUGGGGGUAGGGAGGAGGGUCACCCGUGUCCACUAUACCUGUGCGAUGUGUGUUUGUUUUCUUUACGAUGACGUGUGCUAGGCUUUUAGAGACAUUAUCAGGCACAACAUCAAAGCAGGGGUGCAUUAUGGGAAAAUCAGACGAAAGGAGGUGUGGGUAAAGAAAAUAAGUUAUGAUGCGGAAAAAAGGAUGUUUUGGUUUCGAACCCUCAACUAAUCUGUUGAGUAUUCACAAGACAAGAUGAUUGUGUGUGUGUCUGUGUGUGUGUGUGUGUGUAUUUCAUAGCUCCCACAGUCACAUUAACUCUAUAUUGCUCAUAUAGCACGUUAUUUAAAGUAGCGUUCAUUAAUUUUAAAGUAAAAACACUAAGCCUCCUAUUAUAAUGACAUUAGAUUUACCCAUCAGCCCUUUCUGCUGAUGUAAGGGUGUUUUAGGUUAGAUGAUAAAUGACAGAUGAUAAUUCCUUCCUCCCCUAGACCUAAGUCAGCCAGUUACAGUUUUCCUGUGCUAUUAAUAAAAAUGCAGGCUGUGCUCCAUUUCUUAUACUACCACACACAAGCAGCAUCACAGAAAGGGGAAUAGUGGGGUUGACUACCCAGAGCUCUAGGUGGAGUGGCUUGGAUUUGUAUUUUCAUUAAAGAGAUAUGAAGAAUGCAUUUUCAUGGAACAUCUCUGACUACUAAAUUCGAUGUCAGAAAUGUAAGGCAGUUUUGGGAAAUAUUUUCUCUUUGACUACUUCCUUGGUUCCAAACAUGUCACUAUUAUUUUUUCCCAGAGUGGUUUGUGGUGUUGGCUUGUAUGAGUGUGAAUGAAAAUAAUGAGUCAGAGCACUAGAAAGGUGAACUGGUGGUUUUGGUUUUCAGCACUAGAUGGCAGCUUGGUGUUGUGGAAGAAACAUGAAGCAAUCAUACUUAAUAUUGAGUUAAAAUAUCACUUUUCAAGACUACAAAGAGAGAAAGAGAUUUCAUGAAAUGUGCAGGUACUAACAUGUAUGGCUACAAUGAUGGUGCUCUCUCCAUAUUCGUCCCUUUCCAAAAGUAUCUAGCGCACAAUUUACCGGUCAAUAACACAGCAGCUUGGUUUUUUUUUUUAAAUGCAGAAUGAUGAAAUAUUAAUCAAGCGUAUUCAUAUGUUCUAGUUUUUCUACAGUGUUGGAUUUUAGGGGGUAAAGUGCUAACACUCUGGUAAUGAGAAUUGUAAAUAAAAAAAUAAACAAUGUCACAUAUGCAAAUAGGGCCUUCUGAGAAAUUUCAAAUCCAAGGCAACAUUCUCAGAAAUAAAGGUACAAAACUGCACUUUUCCUUGUCGCUAGGUUGGUUCCAUCAAUGAUGGGCAUAUUUUGUAAAUUUCUUAUGUAUCUUUUCUUUAGGAAGGUGCAUGCGUGGUGAACAGUGUACCUUUAGUUUUUACAGUAAAGCUUUAAAAGUAAUGGUCCUUAAGGUCCAAUUAUGUACCUACAGGCACAACAGAUGUACCUGGAUGGUACCACCCCAGCAACUAGGAAAAGCAGAGUGUAUUUCUAAAAGUAAAUUUCAGUUUCUGGACCCCUUUUCUUGAAAAUGCCAAUCGUUAGGCCUGACAUCUCAACCUAUUUUCCCUCUGCAAUCAGUUCCACUAGCUAUUAUCAGUUCCUUAAGAUAUAAGAUAAGAGUGUAUAUGGCUGAAUAGUUUUGUUCUAUUUAUAAUGUUUCAUGAUGUAAAGAACGGUUAUGCCUGUUUCUGUUCAUUUGCAUGACUUAAAAAAAGAUGUGUAGUUGAGUGUUUUGCCAAUACAGUAGACAGGAAGCACAUUGGCACAUCUAAUGUUCUGAUGACAUAUUUAAGAUGUAAUAAGCUAAUAUGUAGUGGUGAAUUGUGCUGACAUUGACAUUUGUAAUAUAUCCAUUCUUCUGAAAACUGGAGAAAAAAAAGUGUGUAUAUUUUGAGGUAUAUGUUCUUUUCCUUUUUAAACCAUAUUUAAGGACUCGUUCUGAAACUCUCCCUGUGUGAAAUGACAUUUUUCUCUUUUAACACUGUUUUUUUUUUCUAAAAAAAAAAAAAUUAACCAAAUGACCCAGACCAGCUCACUGAUUUCCUUGCCUUGUGACUCUUCUCAUAUUCUGAGAGACAGAGUGUCUCUGUGUGUGUCUAUGUGUCUGUGUGUGUGCACGCGUGCGACUGUGUGUAUGUGUGCUCGUACAUGCAUGUGUGUGACACAUUAACAUGUGUAUGUGUGUUUUUGUGUGUCUACUGUUAGAUGUUAUAACUGUAAACUAUUGAUUAAAAGUGGGACUUCAUUUUCUGGAGAAGUCAAAGGUUGAAGGCCAAAGUUGACGUGGAACACUGUAGUGACUAUUCCUAUUUCUAUGUGGUUUGUUGCAUCAGACUGUAUUUGAUUAACACAAAGAAAUAAACAGUUACUUCAAAAUA
This is a messenger RNA of Pangasianodon hypophthalmus (striped catfish), 7356 nucleotides long. RefSeq names its product sema domain, immunoglobulin domain (Ig), short basic domain, secreted, (semaphorin) 3B (gene sema3b). The record is from RefSeq and is a predicted model, not a curated record. The transcript is spliced from 19 exons. The coding region runs from base 720 to 3059 and encodes 779 amino acids. Gene Ontology annotation, biological process: neural crest cell migration; semaphorin-plexin signaling pathway; positive regulation of cell migration. Gene Ontology annotation, molecular function: chemorepellent activity; semaphorin receptor binding. Lineage: Eukaryota; Metazoa; Chordata; Actinopteri; Siluriformes; Pangasiidae.